This is a messenger RNA of Ostertagia ostertagi, 609 nucleotides long. NCBI's taxonomy places the organism in Eukaryota, Metazoa, Nematoda, Chromadorea, Rhabditida, Trichostrongylidae. The record is from the annotation of a GenBank genome assembly.
AUGAUAAUGAUGGCUACGAUAGCAUCGUCGACAUCAACGAUAUAUGAGAAUAUUUCUGAUACCCAAUCAACGAGCCAUUUAGACGACUUAAAACUGGAGGAUUCAGGAACGUACGAUGCGGACUCGAGGAGUAACUCAAAUGAGAAAAUCACAAGCUGCUCCGAGUCACCAGAGUUGUGCUCAUCGCAUCAGGACGAUGACAAACAUAUCUACACGAAUAUCCGAGAAAUGGACGAGUUGAAUCAUCGUCCGUAUCCGCCAGUCCCAGAUGUAGCAGAUGUACCACGACGAAAUCUGAACAAUGGAUGGAUGGAGUACGAAACUGAGGCGGGAAGGAUGAAUGCUUUUUCCAGGACAUAUUUCUAUAACUUUGAAACUGGGAAGAGUCAGUGGAUCCCUCCAAGAUUCAUUCGAACACCAGCGCAAGUUCAGGAUUUCAAAAACUCUCCACCAUUGCCCACAUAUCACCACGCCACCUCGAGCAGUGACGACGCUGCGAUGUUGUCAUCAUUCCAUGCACAAACGGGUCCAGAUCCUUUGGGUUUGAGCCUAAGACAGGUACUUAAUUCGCUUCGAAUCUUCGAUUUUUUUGUUCUAACAAAUUUCUAA